UCCUCCCUCUGUCUACACCGGCAUCGCACCUCCCACGAAGCUCGAAUCAGAGUAUAUACCGACGACUCUCACCCCACCUAGACAGCCUCGCCAAUAUGGUAAUCAACUAUAGCAAAUGGGAUGCUAUCGAGCUCAGCGAUGACUCUGACAUUGAGGUACACCCUAAUGUCGACAAGCGAUCAUUCAUUCGCGCAAAACAAGCACAAAUACACCAAGAACGCGACCACCGUAAACACCAGAUAGCGACUCUGAAAUACGAGCGCAUCAUCAACGACGGACUUUUGAGACGUAUCAACAACCUCCUCACAGCUCUCAAGUCGCAUAAAACGUCAGAGCGAAGUGCAGAUGAGCUGGUAUUUCAGUCGCUAAUGGAGUCAGCGGGGGACCCGGCCGAGGACAAACCCCCAGCGCCACCUGCAGACGUCCACAAGAAUGUAGGCGAGCAGCCUGCGUACUCCAAGAUGAUGGCGUCAUUGAUCGAUCAAGUAAAGAAAGAGGUGGAUCAAGCGAGCGGAGACAACAGACUGGAAGCGUACCUUACAGAGAUAGACAAGCACAAAGUCAAGGUGGAUGACUUACAGGCCGAGCUCCAUAAGAAGCUGGCAGAGCUAGAGACGGAAGAGAAGAGGCAUAUAACCAGUGAACACCUGACAGAGGGUUUCAAUUAUUCAAAGGUAGCGACAGCUGAGCCUGGACCGGCAUCAUCGAAGUCUACGGAGCCAGAAUUACUCAAUCCUGGAGCACUGAAGGGCGACCCAUUAGCGCGGACGGAUGCUGGACUGUCGUCAGGGGCCGAAGCGGAUGUUGAGGAUGCGACAGGCGACGAUGUGGACGACGACAGUGUCGAAGCUAGUCCGAUCGCGAAAGAGUUUGCAAAGAUUCCUAUGACUGAUUAUCGAGCAUCACACGAUUUCAUCUCGAAAAACACCCAGAUCUUGAAGGAAAAAGAGACGGAUGGUCUACUUGUCGAGGCUUUCAACAGUGAGCUUGAAGGGAAAACAAAGCAUGCCAGGCAAUGCGUGCACCAAGCUCUGCUACUGCAGUACUGUCGCUCUUUAGGCCGCGACGGCGUUGCUUUGUUCUUCAAGCGAGUCACGACCCAAGGACACCAAGCGCAAAAGCUGUUCACGGAUGAUGUGCGCGAUACAUAUGGACGAAUCCACACGCGAGCAGCGGAGAUCAAGAAGGAGCGCGAGGCAAAUCCGGAGCCGGAAGCAGGAGUCGAACAGAUUCAACUGCACGCAGUAGACCCGAACACACAGAUCAACAUUGCGGUGCCUCCAGCAGACUCUGAAGACCCUGAAAUUGUCAAGUCACGGCAGCUCUUCGAAACGUUCCCACCCGGACUGCGACGUGCGCUCGAGAGUGGAAAGUUGGAUGAAGUCAACAAGGUUCUGGGCAAGAUGAGCGUGGAAGAGGCCGAGGAGGUAGUCGGACAGCUUGGCGAAGGCGGUAUGCUGAGUGUGGAGGAGGGGGUGAUUGACGCGACGACGGAGGAAGGACGGAAGACGGUGGAAGAGAUUGAGAAGAAUCGCAAGAUGCCCGGGAUGGCAGACGAGGAGACUCUUGAGGCCGCGCCACCGUCGUAAAGGUCGUGUAAUGGCGUGUAGAACGCGGGAAACGAAGGUAAAAAGCGAGAGAGAUGUUCAUGGCACGCACGUGUAGCUGUAGAGGUAUGUAUGGAUCAACACAGCCACUGAAGCUACGUGAUGACGACAUGCCGAAUACGAUACAGCAUACCACUACCUACCAACCAUUCAUACGAUGGCUGCUCAUGACGUCUG
Molecule: messenger RNA, 1784 nt
Organism: Pseudovirgaria hyperparasitica
Lineage: Eukaryota; Fungi; Ascomycota; Dothideomycetes; Acrospermales; Acrospermaceae
Product: Hsp90 co-chaperone Cdc37
Exons: 4
Coding region: 96-1589 (497 amino acids)
Biological process (GO): protein stabilization; protein folding
Cellular component (GO): cytoplasm
Molecular function (GO): protein kinase binding; protein-folding chaperone binding; heat shock protein binding
Source: RefSeq, a predicted model, not a curated record